Hipposideros armiger (great roundleaf bat) is the source of this 482-nucleotide messenger RNA. RefSeq names its product septin-14-like. The record is from RefSeq and is a predicted model, not a curated record. The transcript has 3 exons. Lineage: Eukaryota; Metazoa; Chordata; Mammalia; Chiroptera; Hipposideridae. The annotation marks the transcript as partial. Gene Ontology annotation, molecular function: GTP binding.
UGGAAAAUGAAAAUCACUGUGAUUUUGUUAAGCUCCGGGAUAUGCUUCUUUGUACAAAUAUGGAAGACCUAAAAGAACAAACCCACACCCAGCACUAUGAACGUUAUAGAUGCUGCAAACUGCAGAAAAUUGGCUUUAUUGAUAUAGGUCCAGACAACCAGCCAGUUAGUUUUCAAGAGAUCUAUGAAAUCAAAAGACAGGAGUUCUAUGAUCAAUGCCAGAGGGAAGAAGAAGAGUUGAAACAAAAGUUUAUGCAGCGAGUAAAGGACAAAGAAAUAACAUUUAAAGAAGCUGAAAAACAGCUACAGGACAAGUUUGAGCAUCUUAAAAGGGCCCAACAAGAGGAGACAAUAAAACUUGAGGAGGAGAAAAGACAAUUGGAAGAUAAAAUUAUAAGUUUUUAUAAAAUGAAGGCUGGCUCUGAAAUAUUGCAGACUCAGGUUUGCACCAAUAUAAAAAAGGACAAAGAUCGUAAGAAAUAG